Molecule: messenger RNA, 665 nt
Organism: Dermacentor andersoni
Lineage: Eukaryota; Metazoa; Arthropoda; Arachnida; Ixodida; Ixodidae
Source: RefSeq, a predicted model, not a curated record
AGCAAGCAAGCGAAGAAGCAGAAGGGGCAGCGCCGUCCGCAGACAAUGUGGGUCAGCCUUCUGGUGACUCAUCUUGGUCUGUGGGACUGGUGUACAUGCCCCAAAAGUGGAUUCUGCUGCUUCUGGCCGUGCAGGAAGCCUCCCGAUCGCCAGCCCUUCUGCGAGCGGCUGCCGCCAGGGACGAGGGGGCCGCCGCUUCCGUCUCGAAUGGCGUCCGGUACGUCGAGCACGUGGGAAGAGAACGUGUACGAUGACGUCGAAGUGCCCGGCUCCAACAAGUCGCAGCUGUUUCUGCAGACCAGGGACGGCCUGACCGAGGUCACCUACGAGCCGGUCCCCGACCAGGACCACGUCGAGACCACCAUAUCGCGCGACAAGGAGAAGCGUGCCGUCUCGCCCGAUGCGAAGCACUCCGCCGGGGCGCCCGCGGCCAAGUCGAAAGGAGCGGCGGAUUCGACCAAGCGUUCGCCCAAAAGCGAGGAUGAGCACAUUUACGAGGACAUCGAUGCCGCCCAUAUAAAUGAGCAAUAGUCCGUUAGGCUUACUUCCUGAACUAUGUAUAACCCCAAUUUUUUUUUCUAUACGCUCGAGCCAUUGUAUAUCUUUAUUUUUUCGGCUCGCGGAUCUGAGAAGGCGUACUCGAAGAGAAAAAAAAGUGAGAGUCG